Molecule: messenger RNA, 1870 nt
Organism: Galleria mellonella (greater wax moth)
Lineage: Eukaryota; Metazoa; Arthropoda; Insecta; Lepidoptera; Pyralidae
Exons: 6
Coding region: 251-1798 (515 amino acids)
Biological process (GO): regulation of DNA-templated transcription
Cellular component (GO): nucleus
Molecular function (GO): transcription coregulator activity
Source: RefSeq, a predicted model, not a curated record
UCGUUUUUGCGUCCUUCCUUCCGACUGUCAAAAAUGUUUCCAUUUCUUUCGUGUAAUUGUAUUUGUUUGCAAAAUUAAAAACAAUAAUAGUUUUUUAUGUAUAUAAGCCAUGAUUUUAUAUAGUUUUUAGUGAUUGCAUAUUGUGUUUUAUUUAAGUUUAUAUUUCAUUGAAAUAUCAUGUGAGAAGCAGAUCAAAUCGUGAAGUGUUGUGUCUUGUUUUUGUCCAAAGCAGAUCACGUAGAUCUUCCAGAUGCUGCCUUCCAUGCCCAUUCUGUAUACGAGAGAGAGUCAGGAUGCUUUUGGUAACAAAAUUGAGCCAAGUACUAGCUUUUUCAACCAGAAUUCAGUUUCAAAACCCGUAAUCUACCCUGAGCCACAACCUCAAAGGCCUGAAAAAACUAUAAAGGAAACUUCUGAUGUUUCACAAAAAGAAACAAAAGGCAAAGGAAACACUAAAAAGAAACAGGAACCACCUAAAAUUGAUGAUAGAGCAUUAGAGAAUGCAUUAGUUACCUCCUAUUACAACAAAGUGAAAUCAAAAUUUUCAUCAAACUCUGCAGUAGCAGCUAAUAAAUUUUUUCAAUUCCAAAAUUUAUUGCAAACAUUUGACCCAUCAAAAGAGACUCCGGUACAAUUAUAUAGAAAAGUUGAAAUGUUAUUUGGAGAAGAUCAUAAAGAUUUAGUUGAGGAGUUCUUGAUGUUCUUAAAGCCAGGCCAGGCUGCAGAAGUUGGACGGUUUAUGGAUCACUUUACACUUGUACAGAUGACUAGUUUCAUUGAACUAUUGCAAAUCACAUUUUCCCGCAAGCCGACGGUCUUACGCAAAAUAUUACGAGCAAUCACGACUGGCAUAAACAGCGGCAGAAGUGAGGACAUGAAGGCACGUGUACUACCUCACCUCCGCUCGAACCCUCGGCUCACUCAGAUGUUCAAGGCUUUGUUCGCCGAUGAAAGGCCUCCCGACAGUAUAUACGAGAACGGAACAGAUACAAUAAACGAAAGUUUUCUCACCAGAGACAAGGGUUAUGAUUUUUGGGAAUUUGAUGACGAAUCCCAUAAUAAGAGGAAAUUGGAUGAUAAAGAGAGUUUGGAUACUAUGUAUCUUCACGGACGAGUGUUUCUUCAACACGGUAGACUAUUGCGCACAGCGCGCGUUACAUAUCCCUAUAGCAAGGAGCCCUAUCGGGUGCACGCGCGACGGCUGGCCCCCCCACAUUGUCACCUCUCACCGCCCGAGUCGGAUGAAGAGAGGGCAUCACCUAAACGCACCAGCAAAUCCACCUCAAAAAUUCCGCCUAAAAAAACAAAGAAGCAACUAAAAUCGCCAACUAAAAACGUCAAAGAUGUAAAUGACAAUACAAAAGUCAAAGAAACAGUACCUAGUGUUUUAAGUAGUCCUAAAACAGUAAAAGGUAAAUCACAAAGUAAUGCUAAGAAAAAUUGCAAAGAUAGAAAAGAAAGUGACAAACAGGAUACUGUGCCGAAAAAGGAUAAAAAAGAAAAUAAGAACCAAACAUUCUUUAGAAAAGAAGAAGCAACUAAAAUUAAACAGACAAAAGCUGAACCUAUUCCGGGUAGUACAGAAAAGAAAACCACUGAAGUAAAAAAUAGCAGUUGGACAAGAGACGAGGAUAAAACAAUGUUAGAAGUCCUCAAAGGCGAAGCUAGCUCAGAGCUAGUUUUCUGCAAAAUAAGCGAGUUACUUCCACACCGUUCCGUCACAGAAAUAAAGGAACGAUUCUGUCAUGUAAUGAAUUUGCUGCAGCAGAUGCAGAUGGGCGUCGGCGAAGUCACUUAGCAGUAUAAGUUAAAAUGUAAAUAAAAUCGUAUUUAUAAUUUUAUAUAAAAUAAAAAAAUAUUUUUGACCUAC